UGUGUAGUGAGGUUAUGUUUAAUUAAUAAUUAUUAUCAUAGUUCAGCCAACAGGGGUCAAACCUAAGUUAGUUUCCCUAGUCUCGAGUUUGCGGAUUUUUUUUUAAUUUUCUCUUUUUUCAUAGGUUAAAGUUUUUAUAAUUGCAUAGCAUGUCUCUUCGCCAAGUUUUUCUUAUCGCAAGGCGAUAUGCGGGACACAGUAAAUGGGCAAACAUUAAGCACACAAAAGCUGAAAAAGACACUCAAAGAUCUCUAAUGUUCAUUAAACUAGCCCAUAGAAUAAGACUUGCUAUUCAUGAAAAUGGCAACAAUGCCAAUCCCACUCUGAACCAGCAAUUAGCAAGUGCAAUUGAUUAUGCAAAAUCCAAGGACAUGCCAGCAUCUACCAUUCAAAACAUUCUUAAAACAGCUGCGGAUAAGGAUGCAGUUCAACCAUUUAAAUACAGUAUAAGAGGACCAAGGGGAAGUGUUCUCCUAGUUACAGCUUUGACCAACUCAUAUGGAAAAACCAAAGGAGAUAUUCAAAUGCAACUAAAAAGAGUGGGGGGUUUGUUAUCAGAUCAAUCUUUAGAAAGUCAAUUUGAUAAGAAAGGUAUUGUAAUUGCAAUGCCUCCACCUAAAAUGGAGAAUAUCGAAGAAUCGAGUGUAGAACAUGCAAUUGAAGCUGGUGCUGAAGAAGUCUCGCCUAUAGACGAAAACAAUAAAUUAACUUUCACCUGCGAAGCGAUAGAACUGCACAGAGUCAUGACCAAGCUACAAGAACUCAACUAUAACGUAGAAGAUUCAAAAAUCACCUUUGUGCCCAAAAUGAAAGUGAAUUUGAACAAAGAUGAAAUGGAACUGAUGAGUAACAUUGUAGCGAGACUAGAAAAAAUUUCAGAAGUUAAUGAAAUCCACGAUAAUAUUGAGUGAAAAUUGUAACUUGUAGUAAUUUUAUCAAAGUAAUGUACUGUACAUCAAGGCAAAGACAGAUUAAUUGGAAUCAUACAAUGACAUUAACCAUACAGGACCUUGUCUAACCUAUCUAACCUUGUCUAAAUCUUUCUGAAAUAUUUAUCAUCUAUGAAUAAUUCAGUUGGUAGCCUGCACGGAAAUAUGUUUCUAAAAGUUCAACUGCCUUCCAAAUCCCUUACCAUCAGUCUUUCUCUUUUCUCUGCUCAUCCAUUAACUCAAGUCAAUACAGAUCAACAAUUGAAUAAUUCAUCUAUGAUGAGUAUUUUUUUGAAAAGUAAUAGAGUUCAGCUAUCUUAGAUGAGAAGAUGGGAGUCCAGGGGCUUUUUCUCUUCAACCUAACUCUCUGAAUAAUCCUUUACUAGGGUGAAAUCUCAGUGUUUUGUAAUCCCUAAAUGUGUAUAGAUUGGUCCCUAAACUCUACCUCUUUCAAAUAAUCCUAAUCUAUCUGAUUUUUAGUUGUGAACUGUAAUACUCGUUAGUGUCAGAUUUUGGGAACUUGUGUCCGAGGCCAAAUAAGCCCUAGCAGGCCCUGCCUCUUAUUUGGAGCUUCCUUUCAACCCUAGUGAAACUGUGAACAUCCCUCGCGAUCACGGGGACAUAAUUAUCGUCAUCAGUCGUGGAAAAUUCUUAAUUUUAGAAUAUAACUCUUUUUUUUUCAUAAAUUUAUUCAUAAAAUAAUGAUGCCCUCUUUUACUAAUGUGGUAAAUACGACACUGAUACUGGCUGUUAUUCCUCAAAAGUGUAUGAAGUAAAAUAGUUUCAUUUCUCAGCUGACAAAUAAUGAAAUUAAAUGCAGCUGACCGCAAGCCAUAUGUUCACCUCUUGAUAAAAAAUAGUCUGGUCGCCUUGGUUGUAUCUUGCUUCUCAAGGGGUAAAAAUCAGGACAACAUAAAGAAAGCAAUCUCUCUCUGCUUUCCAACUUGAAAGCAAAUGUUAACUAUCAAGAAGUCGUCCAUUGACAAGAAGUCGUCCAUUGACGUACGUGGAAACUGCAAAUAGACUUCCCUUUUUUGUAAAAUCUAAAAUGUGGUUUAUUUGUUUCAUCUCCGGUCAUAUUUUAAUGCACUCAUGUUGACGAAAGGUUUUUCACUCGUUUUAGGGUAAAUACACCAGUGUUUUAGGCCUUCUCUUUGAUAUAAUGAGGACAAGCAAUAUUUCAUAAGUAGAAUGUUUUUUUUUUUUUUUUUUUUAAAACCUUGCAGCUAUUACAUAAGCUACAAGAAAUAAUAGUAAUAAACGUGAUAACAUUGUAUUAAACUGGACAGAAAAAUCCUUAAAAUUUUCCUGAGCUUACUAAAAAAAUAUAAAUAACUAAAAUGGGAAUGUUACUUACUGGAGACGGCUUCUAUCAUACAUGUGUCAUUCAAAUUACUUAACUUAAAAUGUCAACUGAUGUUUCUUAAAUUACUUGCAGGAAAUAAACUGAUUCCUUCCACCUUGUUUGUUUAUAUACAUUAAUGAGUUUUGUCAUUAUAUGCUAGAGAUAAAAAUUCUCUUUUGGUAAUUUGAUAAUAAAGCUGAAAAUGUGCUCUGAAAUAUUUUUACUCUUUGGUGGCAACUGAGUGUGAUUAUUAAAAUAGUAACUUACAUCCUUGUUAAGACCGACUAUCUGGAACCAGGGCCGAUGUGACUUCAUGAAAAUCUGUGUCAAAUGGAGAAAGAGUAGAAAAAAAAUUCAAAAUAUACUUACAAUAUUUUUUUUACUACAGAGAAAAACACAAACGAGCAUGCAGAUAAAUGCUUUAUUCCUAUUUUCUACCAGUAACUUUGCAUAGUGAAUGACAAACAAAAAUUCUCAGCUUUAUUAUCUUUAUAGGAUUAGGUACUAUGUAGGGUACUUGUGUGUGAUAAAAAAAACCUUUGUGUAAUAAUUACGCACUGGCUAGAAAAUUGGAGAACAAAACAGGAAAUCAUUGUAAUAUAACUUUUACCAUGUAAAUUCAUUGGCAAAAUUAAGUUGUCGUUUCAAUUUGUUAAUAAACAUAUUUUGUUAUAAA
This is a messenger RNA of Macrosteles quadrilineatus (aster leafhopper), 2950 nucleotides long. RefSeq names its product translational activator of cytochrome c oxidase 1-like. Lineage: Eukaryota; Metazoa; Arthropoda; Insecta; Hemiptera; Cicadellidae. The record is from RefSeq and is a predicted model, not a curated record. The coding region runs from base 150 to 911 and encodes 253 amino acids. Gene Ontology annotation, cellular component: mitochondrion. The transcript is spliced from 5 exons.